CUUGAAGGGUCGGAACAAAAAGGCGGUAGUUGUAAACAUUCCGAAGAAUGAGUAUAUCUCUUCUUUUCGACGAGGAGGCGUAUGAGAAGAUUUCUGAAGUUAAAAAACCAAUAUUUGUAUUUGACUGGCUGUGUUCACUGGAAAAACGAUUAGUGGCAGAAAAUAGACAGGCUAUCAAGGAAUGCCAAGAAGAUCUUGUGCAACAACUGUUGUCUCACCUGACGCAUGCCCCUGGACGUCCAACACACAAGCUUUUGGGCCGUUGUUUCGCUAACCUAUUUUUAGUGGGAGACUCGCUUUUGCUUUAUACAGCAGUGAACACAUGUAACGCGCUUCUAAAAUCCCGAGAUGAUGGACUUGCUUGCAUCAAUAGUCGUCUAGCUGCAUUAAGCUGCCUCGGAGCCAUAUACAAACGCCUUGGACGUAUGAUAGGUCGGUCUUUUGAAGACAGCGUUAUCAUAAUGGUGAAGCUGAUCAAGCAGUCUGAGUCACUAGUUCGAUGUGAAAUUAUGAACACAUUGUGCAGUUUGGUUGAAGGUGUUGGUUCAGCUAGUAUUGUGUGUCACAAAGAAAUAUAUAAAGCAGUGAAAAUCUGCAUGACGGAUCGAGUACUCUAUGUGCGUGUUGCUGCAGUGAAAUGUCUUUACUUCCUGGUUGACCAUUCUCAUUCAAUUCAUACCAACGCAUUAGAAGCUACUGUAAGUUUGUGUUUGCGAUGUAUGGAUGGAUCCAAUUAUACAACUCGACUUGAGACCGCACGUACUUUGGGUCAUUUGUUAGCAAAAACUCAGCGUAAAAGGGUUGCAGAUACAGGAUCUGAUGCAUCCAGCAGUGGAACAGUUGGGACGUCUAAUAAUUCGCGGAGUAAACCUAUCCCACUUACAGAUGCAUUGUCAUUAUUGUCGUCAGGAUUUUUGAAAGGUCCAGGUGGGUUUUUAAAAGGUACCAGUGCUACUGAUAUGAUUAAAGGAACUAGUCCAGUUAAUCGAGAAGUUCGUGUUGGUGUAACGUAUGCUUACAUCGAAUUUAUUGUUGAAAUGGGGCCGUUAUGGUUUGAAACUAAUCUGUCAACUAUACUGACACAUUUAGUGAAUCUUUUAUUAGUUCCACGUGCUACACCAACACAUGUCGAGGCUAUAUAUGCACGUCAAUGUAUACAAUAUCUAUUGGGUACUGUAUUUCGACACUUAUUGUCUGAAUCAAUUCAAUUAGUUGCGAUUAGUGAAUUGAUAAAGAUAUUAAUAUAUCAUUUACAAUAUUUACAAAAUCUUCAUGUGAAUGAAUAUUCAAUGAACGACGGUGAUGUGUUUCAACAGAUAUUCUCUUCAUCCUCUUCUUCCGUAACACCUACUCUUAAUAAUAAUGGUAAUACAAACGAACCAUCAGAUUCGUUACCGAAUGAUAUUUUCAAUGAGACUGGUAUCAACGUAACACAUGGGGAUAAUCAGGCAACUAGUAAUGUAUAUAAUUUGGAUAGUGUUGUGGAACCGGAUAGUGGAAAAGUGAAACGUGGAAUUAGGCGUCAAGUAGCAACAGCGACAAUAACGACAACAGCUACUACGGGUGGUAGCAGUUCCCGUUCGAAUCGCGAACAACAACAUCAGCACUUAGUUAUUUGUGUGUUAGAUAUAAUUAGUCAAUUAAUUCGUUGGUUAGAUUCACUAGUUGUUCAACUUUUGGAUCAACCCACUCAACUAACUGAUGUACUAUGCACAUGUUUAUCACAUCCAGUACAGGCGGUUCGUUUGGCAGCUGCAUCGUGUUUAAGGCAGUUAGUAAUUGUUGUACCAAGCCAACGCAUCCCUUUAUUAAAUAAAUGUUUACAUUGUUUGCAACAAUCUCAUAGAUAUAGUGCUGAAACACUUUUAGGCGUUACUUUUGGCAUAACUGGACUUCUAGCUGGAGUUAAUUAUUCUAUUCUUGGUUUGCCGAAUAAUGUACCAGAUCAAUUGUUUAGUUUAGCUGAAGAGCUUCUACGUGCGGCCAAUCAAAAUAGCCGAUUCGCACUGGCUCGUACUCAGAGUGGUUGGAGUUUAUUAGCUGCUUGUAUAACUCUUGGACCAAAUGUUGUCAAGCCUCAUUUACCUAGAAUGUUGUUGCUUUGGCGUAAUGCAUUUCCGCGCAGUUUACGUGAGCUGGAAGCGGAGAAACAGCGCGGUGACGCUUUUACUUGGCAGAUUAUGCUGGAAUCCAGAUCGGGUGCAUUAUGCUCUAUACAAAGCUUUUUAGAAUAUUGUUCACCACAAUUACUUACUGAAGAUAUAAUUCAUCGUCUUUUACCGCUUAUUGAAUGUGCAUUAAAUAUGCUUGGACAAAUGAAUGAUAUUGUUCGAAUUUAUGGAAAUCACUUAAAAAUAAUAGCUGGUUUUAUUCGAUUACGACUGUAUCGAAUUUUACUUUUACUACCAUCUACAGCAUACACUAGUUCUUAUAGUACAGUUUUACGUGAAUUAGUAGCUGAAUUCACGUUAACUGAUAAUGUAGCAAAUGUAACAACAUCUUUAUUGAAGUCUUUAAGUUGUUCUGAAGACAGUAUCACACUUGGAUCAUGCUUACAGGAUACAGAUCAAAGAUUAUUAGAGGAACAAUUACAAUCGACUAUAUUAAACAAUUCACCUAGGGCAUUAGAACAUGAUCCUUCUUACCUAUAUCUACAUGAUGGUGUUAAUAAUUUACUGGCUACUGAUGUUACCUUGACAAAUAUAUCGAAUACUGAAGAUGAGAAUGAUGAAAAUCUAUCAUUGACAGCUGGAACACUGUUUCAUGGCCCAUCACAUACUUUACUAAAUAAUAACGGUACUUUUACCACUUCUAAAUUCUACAGUAUUAAUUCUACCUCAAAUACUAAUACUAAUAAUUUAUCAUGUGGACAUAAUCUUGGAAAUUUUACUAAUUCCACGCUUUCAUGUGCAUUACAAUUAACUGGACCCAUACCUGUUAGUGUUACUGUAAUAGAUGCAUCAAUUGAAUUGUUUGGUCGUUUAUUUGCUUGUGUUUCUAUUCGUCAUCGUACGCAAAUGUUAGAACAUUUUACUGAAUGUAUUCGUCUUACAAAAUCAAUACGCCAAGAAGCUGUACAAAUUAAUGUUUUCGCUGCUUUAUUAAGUGCAUUAAGACAUUUAGCUGAAACAAAAUCUACAUUCGGUGAUGAUCCAGCGUUAAGAAAAGCUGCUACAAACUUAAUUUUUGCUACUUUGACCAGUCCAAGUGUUCUACUACGUUGUGUGGCUGGUGAAUGUCUUGGAAGGCUUGCACAAGUUGUUGGCGAAUCUGGAUUUUUAGCAGAAUUAGCUCAACAAAUUUUUGAACGUUUGCGUGCUAUUCGCAAUCCGAUUGCAAGAGCUGGUCAUUGUUUAGCUAUUGGUUGUUUACAUAGUUAUGUCGGUGGUUUGGCGUCUGGACAACAUCUAAGUUCAAGUGUCGGUGUACUAUUAGCUAUUGCACAAGAUUCCAGUGUGCCCGAAGUACAAGUUUGGGCAUUACAUGCUCUUGCACUAGUUGCGGAAUCAGGUGGCCCAAUAUUUAGAGAAUAUAUUGAACCAAGUUUAAACUUAGUACUUCAGCUAUUAUUGAAAUCACCAAGCGCUAUGCAUGAAAUUCAAAGAAGUCUUGGUCGUUUAUUUGCUGCGUUAAUUACUACUUUGGGACCUGAAUUACGUGGUACAAGCGCUGGUAUAACGUCUGUUCGACAUUCAUGUUUAUUAUGUUGUAUGAUUAUGCGUGAUUCACCGGAUGCUCUACUACAAGCUGAAGGUAUAGCCUGUCUACAACAAUUGCAUAUGUUUGCUCCAAUGCAUGUUAAGUUAGCUGGUCUGGUUCCUGAAUUACAAACCAGUGUGUCCAGUUUCCAUUUGGUCUUAAGACGUGCAGCAUUAUCAUGUUUACGACAAUUAAGUCAAAAAGAGGCUAAGGAUUUGUAUGGUUGUAUGACACUAGGAGGUUUGUUAGAAGAGAAACCUUCUCCUGUUCUCUCUUCAUUUUCUGCUAUCUCCAAUAAAAAUGAUAUGAAUCGUUUUUCGAAAUCAACAACUAGUGAGAAAUUAGAAAAAAAGUUAUUUAGUUUACUUGAUGUUGAAAUGGACUAUCAACUACGCCGAGACAUUGAAGAUACACUUAUUGGAAUGUUGGAAGCAACUGGUACCUCACAACUUUCGUAUUGGUUUACAUUAUUGAAAGAAGUAUUAUUGGUUUCCACCUCACUGAAAACUGAUUUGACCAGUGACAGUAAUAUUGUUAUCAGAAAUUCUAUACAAAAAUCAUCCAGUACGAACGAAUCAAACUCUAUUGGGGGAGAUAAACUAUCUUCCAUUAAUAACGAUGAUGUAGAUAUAAUGACUGUGUCUGAACGAAAUAGUCGUGUAGACGAAGAAAACAUUAGUGGUUCUAUUCAACCAGAAGAUAAUGAAUAUGAGGAUGUUGACAUUAAUUUUAAACCAAAACAAUCUAAUCAAGAAAUUAAUCAGUUAUUCACUGUCAAAAUUAGGGCCAGAUGCUCAACACGAAUUUUUGCAAUCAGUUGUUUGCGUAUCCUGAUAUCUAACUGUGCCAGAUUGUGCAAUACAACAUUUGUAAAUGAUUCUCUUCCGUAUAUGAAAACAUCUGUAAAUGAUGAUGAUACUACUGAUGAUUCGUUAAUAAAUUCAAAGUCACUCGCUCAUUUUGAUUUGGCUAAAGCUAGAAUCCUACGUUCUCAAUCGGGAAAAUCCGAUUGGCUUAUUCUGUACCUGUCUGAUUUAAUUCGUGUAGCUUUCAUGUCAGCCACAUCGGAUAGUGAACGACUUCGUAUCACAGGUUUAAAACUUAUGCAAGAUGUUAUUCAAAGAUUUUCCCUAGUACCAGAUCCAGACUAUCCAGAUCAUGUUAUUUUGGAACAGUAUCAAGCUCAAGUUUCAGCUGCACUACGACCAGCGUUUAUGAAUAGUUCAUUGUUAAAUUCAUUCGACAAUAUAACAGUUGCACAAUCUUCAACUACCAAUAAUUCCGUAUUAUCUGGUCCAGUUCAACCUAAUCCAGAACUGCUAUCUAUAGCAUGUCAAGUGUGCAGUACAUGGCUUACUUCUGGCGUUGGUCGUGAUCCAGAAGAUUUACGUCGUGUACAAGACCUUCUAAGACAAGCAUUUGAUAAAUUAAAACUUAACAUAUGCACUGAAAAUCACUCAUCCAAUGUGUCUGCACAAACUCAACGAGUAGAACCAUCCCAAUCGAUAUCGGAAAAUUCUGCAAUAGUUGAGAAACUAUCUGUUUUAGCUGCUUGGGCUAAAGUUUACAUUUUGACAGCUGGGCAUAGUAAGAAAUGGGAAAAUAAAUUACACCAAAAACAACAACACCUGAUCACUAGUCAAUCGUCUCAGGUCUUAGAUGAUGAACAAUUGAUGGAUGAUGAAUCAGAUGAUAUGAUGAAUGAUGAAAGUGAAAAUGACAAUGAUUCCGACUACAAUAUGAUCAUUAAAGGAAUAUCAAUAGAAGAUAUCACAUUAUUCGUUUGUAAACCUGCUCCUUACCUUCAGUCGAGUAGUUGUUCUGCCGCAUCAAGUAAAUUUAUCUACCAUUUAUUAUCGAAAUGGAUUCAACCGAUUCUCCCAAAUUUAAGUAAUGCUUGGUUAGAUGCACUAAAAAAUUAUGCAUAUAUGUGUCUACCAGAUAAUUUGUCAACUCAACACUCAUCUAUCUUACUAUUCAAUGUCAAUAAUAAUUCUAUUAAUCAUAAUCUUGAUCUAAUACGUGGAUAUUAUGCACGUUAUUGGCCUUGUAUGACAUAUGCAUUAGCUUUAUGGUUAACUAAUAAUGAAUUAUGUGUCGAAGAGAUUGAUACAAAUUUAUCAAAGAAUGAAAUGUCCAAAUCAGCUCGACAAUUCUUUUUAAUUCUAGGUAUGUGUGCAGAAGCUAUGUGUAAUCCAACGUCCAAACAACCAAUAUCCAUUAUUCAUACAUGUUUGCGUUGUAUUCUAUGCCUAUUGAGUAAGCCGAAAUUUCGUGCUUAUCUGAUGCAAUCAUCAACAGAAAUAUCUAUUGAACUAUUACAAAUAUUACAUCGACUUAUACUUACUCGUGAUUGUGUAGAAACACAUUUACUAUGCUUAGCCAAUGUGAUUCAUAUCAUGAUUGCUAGUAAUGAACGUUUAAUUAAAGAACGUGAUAAUUGGUUAACUAAAGGUAAGGUUAAGAUGAAAGAAUAAUAACUUUUUUCUUUACACUAAUUUUAGAGUAAUUUCAUUGCAUCAUUUUAUAAGAAGUUGGCAUUAUAUAGGUGGUAGAUUGAGGUUGUUUAGGUAUGAGAAGUAACUGUACUUAAGAUGGAACGGUAAAUGAAACCAUAGAGAUAAUAAACGGUAUUGAUGGAAGUCGAAUACAUACAUCUUCAGCGUACACUUCCUUGUCCAUGUCAGAA
Messenger RNA from Schistosoma haematobium, 6388 nucleotides. It is a transcript of the gene HEATR5B, whose product is annotated as HEAT repeat-containing protein 5B. Lineage: Eukaryota; Metazoa; Platyhelminthes; Trematoda; Strigeidida; Schistosomatidae. Bases 48 to 6176 code for a protein of 2042 amino acids. Gene Ontology annotation, molecular function: protein binding. Gene Ontology annotation, cellular component: membrane; endocytic vesicle; Golgi apparatus. Gene Ontology annotation, biological process: endocytosis; retrograde transport, endosome to Golgi; intracellular protein localization. The record is from RefSeq and is a predicted model, not a curated record. The transcript has 20 exons.